Messenger RNA from Lindgomyces ingoldianus, 561 nucleotides. RefSeq lists its product as uncharacterized. The record is from RefSeq and is a predicted model, not a curated record. The transcript has a single exon. NCBI's taxonomy places the organism in Eukaryota, Fungi, Ascomycota, Dothideomycetes, Pleosporales, Lindgomycetaceae. The annotation marks the transcript as partial.
CUCAUCCCCCUCGCCUCGGGGACUACAAUCCGCAACCACUUCAACGCCAACUGCAAAGGCGGCCACCUAACAUGCCGCUCUAUCGGCCCUUCCACCUGUUGUGGCGGCACUCUACACGUGCCAGUAGACGGCGCACCCUCCGCCCUCUUCGUCUCGCUGCCCAAACAGGUGACCGUGAUAGGCUGGCACCCUAAGUCGUCUAACUCGCAGUGCGGGGAUGUUGCAAAGAAAGUUGCCACUUCCUCGCCCAACAAGUGUCUAGGCACGAAGGCAACUGCCGGUGGGAAGCAUUUUACUGGGACGAGUUGGACUACUGUAGAAGGGAUCGAAGGGGAGGCGCAGAAGUGUACCUCUACCAUCGAGCCCGAUGCACUUGUCCUGGAUGAUGGGCAUAUGUAUAAACUUCAGGCGAUGGAGGUGGGUGAUGUGAAUACACUGUUGGAAUUUGCGGUUAAUGGGACGUUAGCGGCCGAUUUGCCUGGGGUUUAUGGAAAGUACGAGAUCGAGAAGGAAGGGUUAGAGGGGAGGCUGCAGGAGAUGCAGGGUGAACCAGAGGAGUAA